AUGGAGACAUCAAGAGUUACUGUUAGCGCACUUAUAUAUGUUUUAUUGUUCGGUCAGACAAUAAUCUAUGGAGAAGAAGUUGAGAUGAAGGUCAGACCAGGAGACAACAUCACUCUUCACUGCGAUCGUCCUUUUACUCAUGGUAACAUCAUUGUAUGGAUAAGAAACUGCUCUCAUGAACAUCAACCCUCUCUCAUAAUAGAUUAUAACAUGAUUUACAGAGAUACCCUCCAACAUUUUAGCUUUCUUAAAAACCCCAACAUUCAUUCAUUUGAUCUACAUAUUACUAACAUCACAGUCUCUGAUCUGGGAAUCUACUAUUGUGCUGAAUAUGAGAAAACGGUAAAUAAAGAUGAAAAGGGCAUUAUAUACCCAUCUGAUGUGUACUAUUAUGGAAACCAAACAACACGUCUUUCUCUUGCUGAAGUGUCUUCUGGACUCUUCACCACCAUCUCUCCUCCUCCUCCUGUAUCAGACACCUGUUUUCUCUGCUGGAUGCUGUUGGUCAGUGUUUGUGUUGUGUGUUUUCUCCUCUGCUUCAUCUGUGUCUACUGCCGCUAUCAGAGGAAAACUACAGAUGGUGGAACUGAUCACAAGGAAAAGAUAAAAAGUAGAAACACUUCUGAGGGUGAUUUGUGUGAAGAGGGUGAAGAGGUGUGUUAUGCUUCCUUGGAUGUGACAACCAGAAGACAGAAACAACUGAUGAAGAAACAACAGCAGAGUUCAGACUUCAGUAUUUAUGCUCCGGUCAGAACAGACACAGUCUAAUGAGGAUACCAGUGGCGGUUCUAGACAAAUUUUACCAGGGGGGCCAAUGAGGGGCCAGUGUUUAACCAGAGGGACACAUUAAAAAACGGCAACAAACAAUAUUUAAAGAUUUUAACAUUUAUUUUACUUUACAACCAUAUAAACAUUUAUUUUGUACAAGAGUGAGUGCAGAUGCAAAAGAAGUAGAGCCAUUAAACUACAAUACAGGGUACAACAAUAAAUUGAAUUUGAAUAAAGGCAGAAAGGUUUUUAUUAAAGAGUAACUAAACCCUAAACCAACUUUUUUUUUAGUUAAUGAUCUGUAAGAAUGAAGCUUUAUUAGUGGUGUUCAUUGAUUUUAGUACGUUUUUUGACAUUUGGAUAUAACAUGUUUCAAUACUACAAUAUGUGGUAAAAAAGAGUGCUGCCCUCUUCAGGUUGAACGGUGGCUACUGCAGUUUAAUUUUCCUAUUGGGAUGUUGGGUUUUUUGAUAAUUCCUGCCUAUCCUGCCUUUAAGCAGCCACGUCACAGGAUAAUAAGUGAACAGUGGCUGUUUCUCAAUAUGCACACUGGUGGCCAGGGACAUGUCUACAGAGGCACUCCAUGUAGAACCGCAACUAGAGGAUACUGAUGAACUUUCAGAAAUCAAGUUGUUUUUAUCACUGUAACAUUUUGACAAACAUACCUUGUGAUGUAAGCAGGUUCAAGCUCACCAUGCCCUUGUUACGAUCUCACCACACACUUAGUUCGUCCCAUCUAUCUCGGUUGGGAUCUGCCCACUUUUCUUGCAUUUUUCAAAUUUUGCCAGUGGGUGGAGUCAGGCUGUGACCAGAGAUUUAGUUACGCUUUAAGGAAGCACCGAAAUGAAAAUUUUUGACCAAAACUGAAAACCGAAACACCAAAAGAAAUUAUGAUAAUUAUUAGUAGUACCAUUGCAUUUAUGGCUAUGACUGUGUACUAACUUUACUAGGGGUGUGAUGGAUCACAAUACAGUUUUUGAGGCACGGAUCUUUUUUUUCGGAAAUCGAAUUAAAUGAAUCAUAACACUGUCUUAUUGUAUAAAUUAAAUAUAAUUAUUAUUUUUUUAACGCUAAAGAAGUGAUUUUCUCUUUGUCUUGAGUUGUUUGAUUAAUAUUAACGACACAGACUUAAGUAGGUUAAUUGAGGUUACUGUCACUUUAAGACCAAAUAAGCACAGACUGGUUUCUGACUGUAAUCUAUACAUACACUUAAGACAUAAACAAAUGUUUUUUUUUUAGAAAAUGAAUACUGUUAAGAUCAUUUUAUGAUUUUAUGUUCGUUUGCUUUUUGAAAUGCGUCUCUGCCUGUAUGCACUACUGAGUGCACUUAAACACGUGCGCACACAGACGGAGGGUAAAUUCCAAAUGGCGCAACAUAAACAGUCGCUCUACAUAAAAAUAUUACGUUGCUUUUCAUAGCUCUAUUCGCCAAAUGUAUGUGAUCACAAAGUGCUUAAAGGCAGGAUA
This is a messenger RNA of Misgurnus anguillicaudatus (oriental weatherfish), 2235 nucleotides long. Lineage: Eukaryota; Metazoa; Chordata; Actinopteri; Cypriniformes; Cobitidae. The record is from RefSeq and is a predicted model, not a curated record.